CUGAGACUCAGCUCGGAGCGGCUGAACAUGCCGGAUGGUCGCUCGUAGAGUGCAGAUAGUUCAAAAACACUUGUCAGACAGUCUUGCAGCCAUGACUUGCAUACAUCCCCAGCAUGGAGGCCAGCCCAAUGAGAACAGCUUUGUUAGCAGCGACUUCCAGAGCGCAGACUUCAUCUCCAGACUGGCAGCGGACAUGAGCACCCCCCGGGACCACCUCUCUGCUCCGUCUCUGCCCAGCAUCAGUUCCCUGGUGGGCACACCUGCAGGAGCCUUCGAUGCAUAUUCAUGCCAGUUUACUACAGCUCCUACCCAUGUCACCCCGAUAUCGGGCCAGGAAAGCCCUUUCAAGUUGGAUGAACUCCAAGUUUACGGUUGCUACCCAGGAUCGUUCAUGCUGACUUAUCCAGAUGAGGCUGUGUCCCCUAGUGGGUCGGAUUACUUUGGCAGCCCUGCGUCAGCCUCGUCUCCCUCCACGCCCAGCUUCCAGAGUCAGCAUGCGUCUAACUGGGAUUCGGCCUUCGGGCCUUACUCCCCCAGUCAAGGCUACUGGGCGGCCGAGGACUCCUCAGUAUCACACGCAGCAUCUUUUUUCACAUUUGCCCCAGGAUCUGCUGAGGAUAUGUCUCAUUUGGGUCAGCCACUUUUGCGAGAGCAGGAACCUUUAGCUGUGGCUCAUCCUCAGGCCUGUGCAGUGACUUUCCCUGCCAUGGGCAUGGAGCAGGCCCCUAGUCUUGAUGGAGCAGAACUUCUGGACGGAAACUUAUCGCCCAAGUUAAGAAGUGGAAAUGAGGGUGGCUGCGCUGUGUGCGGAGACAACGCCUCGUGUCAGCACUACGGGGUUCGCACCUGUGAGGGAUGCAAAGGCUUUUUCAAACGCACAGUUCAAAAAAAUUCCAAGUAUGUUUGCCUUGCCAACAAAGACUGUCCUGUGGACAAGAGGAGGCGAAACCGGUGCCAGUUCUGUCGCUUCCAGAAGUGUCUGGCAGUGGGAAUGGUCAGAGAAGUUGUGAGAACAGAUAGCCUAAAAGGACGAAGGGGUCGCCUACCAUCCAAACCUAAAGUGGUUCAAGAUGCGACAACGACCGUGUCUCCAGUGAGCAUGAUAGCAUCACUGGUGAGGGCCCACAUCGACUCCAACCCCGGCGUCGGGACUCUGGAUUACUCCAAGUAUGUUGAGAAGGAAGUCAGCAUGGACCAGAAAGAAGAUGCGAAUGACAUCAAACAGUUUUACGACCUCCUCACAGCCUCUAUGGAGGUGAUCAGGAAGUGGGCGAAGGACAUCCCUGGAUUCUCAGAGUUCUGCACGGAGGAUCAGGAACUGCUGCUGGAAUCUGCAUUUGUUGAACUCUUCAUCCUGCGUCUUGCAUAUCGAUCUAACCCUAAAAUGGAGAAGCUGAUCUUCUGCAACGGGGACGUGCUUCAUAAAACCCAGUGUGUGCGAGGCUUUGGGGACUGGAUCGACUCCAUCCUGGAAUUUUCUGAAAGUCUUCAUCGUAUGAAGCUGGACAUCUCCUCCUUCUCUUGUCUUACAGCUCUGGUCAUCAUCACCGACCGACAUGGUCUUAAGGACCCAAAACACGUGGAGGAUUUGCAGAACCAGCUCAUCACCUGCCUUAAAGACCACGUGUCUGGCUGCGGUUCAGAGUCCUUGCGGCCCAAUUACUUGUCUAGACUUCUCGGGAAGCUGCCCGAGCUCCGGACUCUGUGCACACAAGGCCUUCAGCGCAUCUUUUACCUGAAGCUAGAAGAUCUCGUUCCUCCACCGCCGAUUGUGGAAAAAAUCUUCAUGGACACGCUGCCAUUCUGAGAGCGAGCCGUGAGAUUGUUCAUCUGUGAAAUAAAACUUGGGAGUUCAUUUUCAAGCCAAAGGGAAGGGACUGAGUGCUCAUGCUCCGGGUACCAAAGUGACACUGCUCAGAAGUUUAGAGAAAUUAUAAUCCUUCGGGAUUCUGCAGCACCAGAGACGGAGUGCUGCUUCUGAAUUAUAACGGAAAUGACAGAAAAAUACAUCUCUGGAAACUGUGUAGUCCCCAGAUGGAGAUUGAAUGGCCAGCUCAUGGACCAAACAGUGACUGUUUACAUACAACUAUGUGCCAUGAUUGGAACCACACCUGAUGAAGGGAACGUGACUGCACUUGCCAACCAGUUACACAUUAAAAACAAAUCAAAUCUGCACCAUCUUUUCAAUGUUCAAACCAAUCAAUCAUUUUUGCAGAGCUACUUCUGCGACACGAGCCCCUCAGAAACUCCAUUACACUUUAUGUUUAAGGCCACCAUGGCAUUUUUGGUGAUAAGAAAGUAGGUUAAACCUACAGCAUUAUUUAGUGAUGUCAUUCAUGUAUCAUGAAGUAGCAUUGAGCAGCUAAAAUACAAUGUAUAAUCUAGUACAGUCUUACACACUGAUCUUGUUUGUAAAUGAUUUUAAACCUGCAGGUGUUUUGCCACAUCAAGUGCAUUCUACAGAACUUUUGUUGUGGGUUUCUUCUUUUUAAUAAGAUGAUAUUGUGUUGCAGCUAAAUGUGAAAUAAAACGUAGAACUGCACAUUUUAAAUGAAUUUGCAAUCUUUACUCAUGUUUAUUUAGAUAUGGGCUUCUGUUAUUGCCUUUAAAAAAAUUACAUUCUCACUAGCUAAUUAGUAUAGACAACAGAUUUUUUUUCCUGGUCUUUAUAAACACUGACUGUCUCACGUUAUAUUUAGAACAAUAUAGUUGCUUAGUUGUUUAAACGGCGCUCUACCAGCACACUUUAAACCCGAGCUAAGUACAGCUUCUUUUUUUGGCAACAGAUAAGAACCUACUAUUGAAAAAUGUCCCCCCCCCCAUCACCCUCCUCCCUCCCAGUUAUGUGCUGGUCUCUUUUUAGACGGCAGUGGAAUUCCCAGUCAGGUCUCACAUAACCCAGACUGCUCCAUCAUUUGUGCAUUGCCACUCUUUCACAUGAGCGCAUGACCGUAUGGCAUCACAUGAAUGUACACCUCGUAUUGUUAAAAAAAAUAAACCCCACCGUUCAUGGUUAUGAAAUAAUAUUUACUUCCCAGGCGCACAUGGGAGCGGAUGACACACUGCAGCGGUUCACAAAGUCAGCA
Molecule: messenger RNA, 3086 nt
Organism: Cololabis saira (Pacific saury)
Lineage: Eukaryota; Metazoa; Chordata; Actinopteri; Beloniformes; Belonidae
Gene: nr4a1
Product: nuclear receptor subfamily 4, group A, member 1
Exons: 7
Coding region: 35-1807 (590 amino acids)
Biological process (GO): regulation of transcription by RNA polymerase II; cellular response to corticotropin-releasing hormone stimulus
Cellular component (GO): nucleus; transcription regulator complex
Molecular function (GO): nuclear receptor activity; zinc ion binding; RNA polymerase II cis-regulatory region sequence-specific DNA binding
Source: RefSeq, a predicted model, not a curated record